This is a messenger RNA of Neodiprion fabricii, 8390 nucleotides long. It is a transcript of the gene Hipk, whose product is annotated as homeodomain-interacting protein kinase 2. Gene Ontology annotation, molecular function: protein serine/threonine kinase activity; ATP binding; protein tyrosine kinase activity. Gene Ontology annotation, cellular component: nucleus; cytoplasm. The transcript is spliced from 18 exons. Gene Ontology annotation, biological process: peptidyl-serine phosphorylation; peptidyl-threonine phosphorylation. The record is from RefSeq and is a predicted model, not a curated record. The coding region runs from base 2652 to 6818 and encodes 1388 amino acids. Lineage: Eukaryota; Metazoa; Arthropoda; Insecta; Hymenoptera; Diprionidae.
AGCAGCAGUCGUCGCCAGCUAGCGAGCAGCGGGCAGGCGAAUCGUUGCCGAGAGUAGAGUCGGCCGUUUCGUUCGUCGCAAGAGUUUCGCGAUCGUGGAAAAAGCAAAAAGGAAAAAAGAAAAAGAACCGCCGGUGGGUGUAGUGUGUCUGGCGGUGCGCGGCGAGAAACGAAAGAGGAGAGAACACCGGAGAGAGCGUGAAAUGAGUACUGCCGAAGCGAUAUCGAGGGUGAAUGGAAGUUGGCUACUCGCCCCUCGGUAAAACAUUAUUAUUUAUUUAAAGGAUUAACCACGAAACGCGUGUAACUAAUCGGCAGUGAUACGCAGCGCACGUAGGUGCGAUAAUAUGGGUGAAUAUUGGUGCUCGCGCCGGUCGGUGGUGGUGCUGGUGACGAUGAUAAUCUAAACUUGAAGAAUAUUAAACAGUGCGUAACGUUUCUCUCUCUCUCUCUCCGUAUGUGAAUGUGUCUGCGAGCGAGAGAGCGCACGUUCGCGAUUGUGGUGAAAAUAAAGCACACAUAAUAACAUGGAAAAUAACAAUCAUUCGGUAAUAUCGAGGCAGCAGCAGCAACAGCAGCAGUGGUGCGUUUCGUAUUCGAUGUGAAAGGUUGUGUGUGUGUGCGCCUGUGUGGGUGCAGUGUUUUGUGCGUAGGGAAAGGGAUGACGUAGGCUUCUCGCCUCCUGUGACUUGUGUUUGUUUCUCCGUGUAUGCGCGCGUGUACUGUUUUUUUUUUUUUUUCUUUACUUUUUAAAUAUCGGACAGCGUUCGCGAGCUGCGACUGAACACAACUUGUGGAAACCCGACUACAGAAUCAUACGUGUCUCUAUAUCGUGCCGUACAAAAACGAACGAGCCCGAACUCUGUACCAGGAACCAGCAGCUUGCUUGGAUCAUUUUUGGGGACACGACAAGAUGGCUGAGAAUAUCGUCGUCGACUGUUACUGCUGGCGCUUCGCCGAAGGCUGACCCCGCCGCCGAGGAGGAGACCUCGGGCAGUAUCGUUGCGGAUAGAAAGAGAAAGAGAGAAAGAGUAACGCGAAAAAAUCAUAAAACAAAAACAAACGGGACGGAAAGUCAGAAGCGAACGAUAAACGCCAACCCAGUGCGUUCUCCCUACCCUGUUCUUUUUUUUUUUCUUUGUUACGUGUUGGGUAGUUUCGUUUUUUUUUUUUUUUUUGUUUUUACUUCUAAAAAAACCUUUUAAUCUUGGUCAGUUAUUGUCGCAUCCAUGAGACAAUACUGCUACGACUGCUACUACUACGACUACGAUGAUGUUGACGAUGUCGUUAUGAAACUACUACUUGUGGGCUCCUCGGAGAGAGACCGGCCGAAUUGUGAGAGGUAAUAAUAUAAUAACCCUGGAUUUGACAGCGAAACAACGCUAACUGUGUAUUAUUAUCAGAUCUUAAUAUACAUGUAUGAUUCACGUUGAGUAUCGAAGCGAAAGAAAAGAAAGAACGUCGUCGGAGCUAUGCGCAAAAGUUGAGCAAGCUAACAUAAGGCUCACCGUUUCGCGGUACAUAAAUACCUGUGUUUGAGUAUACACGCACAGGUGUGAUUUAAUAACGUGUACGAAAAACAAUACCAUGAAAAUGAUCAAUUGCCUAGCCGCAUGCGAAGGAAAAAAACAAAACAAAACAAAAACGUUAUACCGAAAGCUGUCGGAGAGGGCAUGGAGAAAUAUGAAAUGUUGAAUGAAUGGAGCGAGGAAGUUACGAUAUGAGAGAUAGGAGUGAAAAAGGAGAAGGGAGAGAAUAAUUUCAAACAAGACGAUAUAAUGUGUCCGGUAAAGGAGGAACGUUUUAAAGGCGAGAAAACACGUCCAGCUCGACGAUAUUUUCACCACGGGUCGAAUAAUACAACGGAAUCGUCGUCCUGGUCGGCCAUAUUGGAGGGGGGUGGGGGGCUCGAUUACCCUCCUCACGUCUGUUCCUCCUCGCAGGCAACGUAGAAGAAUUCUCUGUCGCGCUCAUUCUCAUUUCAUGUCCAUGUAUGCGUCUGUGUUCACACCUCGGCGUUGUUUCUUCGAAUUUUUGACAUCCGCUCGUAUUGUAAAAAUACGCGUACGUAUACAUACAUGAGCAUAUAAAACACAUGCACUACCGCUACCGUCCCUACCAACGCACUACGUAUGGUUGUUGUUAUUGUGAUGUUUUCUUUUCAAUUUUCUUACUUUUUCGGUGUUCUUCGUCGACGCGUAGGAGCGGUUUGUUCCUGAUCUUGUGUUUUCAUUUCAAUUGCUCGUUAUUUAUAAACUUCGUUUUUAUUUUUUACCAAUCGUUAAUUUUUACCGUAAAUAAACACACCCCCAAGCUUCCAUCGUGUCGACGUUGUCAUCGUUAAGCAGCUAUCACUCAUCGUCAUCUACUGGUGGAUAUUCUACAGAGCUGCGAAGCUACCAGGCUUCGCCUAUCUCGUAAUACAGAUAUCCUAAAGUUUAGUUUCUCCAAUGAUCGUGCAACCGAUAUUAUUCAACAAUUGAAAAAACAAAUGUUACAAAUAAAUGGGAAGAAAAAUACCGGUGGAGUAACAAAAAAAAAUAAAAACACAAACAACGUCCUCCGCUGAUGUUUAUUAAUUGAAAUCUUACACGACAGAGAAAGAGGAAAGAAAGUCUAAAAAGAGAUUCCGUCUGCACAGCUGCUGAGCUAAUGGAAAAUGGAAUGCGUGACAUGUUCAUCCAAGCUCAGCAGACGAGCAGCAGCGUCAACGGCAGCAGCAGCAACAGCAGCAGCAGCAUCAACCCUGCUCACCAACAUAGCAAGAAGCGAAAGUUGGACUACAACAUUAGUCAACCAGUUAUCCAGCAGCACGGGCAAGUCCAAUCUGCCGACUACCAGUUGGACAACGCAACUAGCAUCCAACAGUACGCUGUGAGCGGGGUCAACACUGUAUUUGGUCCGUUGCACAAUAAUGCGCUGCAGAAAAGCCCCAACCAACAGACUCUAGUCCGCGCGUCGACUAUUAAACUUUUAGACACAUACCAGCGCUGUGGUCAGAAGAGAAAGUCUUGGUCACGAGAAGGAGGUAAUGGUGAAGGACUGGCGAUCCAAUCGACUAACACUAACACGACAAACGCUACGGCUAGUACUGUGAGCUCGCAGCAUCAUUCUUCACAGCAGCAGCAGCAACAACAGCAGCUGAAUAAUAAACAAUCCAGCAUGACUUCGCACAGUAAACAAGUUGGCAAUGGGGGCAACGGCGGUGGCGGUAGCAAUCCACAAGGAGAUGGCGAUUAUCAGUUGGUUCAGCACGAAGUUCUUUACUCUAUGACUAAUCAGUACGAGGUUCUGGAAUUUUUGGGCAGAGGAACGUUCGGACAGGUCGUGAAAUGCUGGAAAAAGGGUACAAACGAAAUAGUAGCCAUUAAAAUAUUGAAGAAUCAUCCAUCGUACGCGCGCCAAGGCCAGAUUGAGGUCUCCAUCCUGUCACGUCUUAGCCAGGAAAACGCGGACGAGUUCAACUUUGUGCGUGCCUACGAAUGUUUUCAGCACAAAUCUCAUACUUGUUUGGUGUUUGAAAUGCUUGAGCAGAACCUGUAUGAUUUUUUAAAGCAAAAUAAAUUCUCACCACUUCCUUUAAAGUACAUCAGGCCAAUUCUUCAACAAGUGCUUACCGCUCUUCUCAAACUCAAGCAAUUGGGUCUAAUCCAUGCCGAUCUUAAACCUGAAAACAUAAUGCUGGUAGACCCUGUGCGACAGCCGUAUCGAGUUAAAGUCAUUGACUUUGGUUCCGCCUCUCACGUUUCAAAAGCCGUUUGCAAUACCUACUUGCAAUCCCGUUACUAUCGUGCGCCCGAGAUCAUACUUGGACUUCCUUUCUGCGAGGCGAUAGACAUGUGGUCCCUAGGCUGCGUUGUGGCUGAAUUGUUUCUCGGUUGGCCAUUGUAUCCAGGCAGUUCGGAAUACGAUCAGAUACGCUACAUCAGUCAAACUCAGGGACUUCCCACUGAACACAUGCUGAAUAACGCUAGUAAAACUACGAAAUUCUUCUACAGAGAUAUGGACAGCACGUAUCCAUUCUGGAGGCUAAAGACUCCAGAAGAACACGAGCAGGAGACUGGAAUAAAGUCCAAGGAGGCUAGAAAAUACAUUUUCAACUGCUUGGACGAUAUUGGUCAGGUGAAUGUUCCGACCGAUUUGGAAGGGGGUCAGUUAUGCGCGGAAAAAGCGGACAGACGAGAGUUUAUCGAUCUAUUGAAGAGGAUGCUCACAAUGGACCAGGUAGAGCGCCGAAUCACACCAGGAGAAGCUUUGAACCAUGCUUUCGUAACGCUGGCUCACCUCGUCGACUACGCUCAUUGCAACAAUGUCAAAGCCUCUGUACAAAUGAUGGAGGUCUGCAGACGAGCUGGCGACUUUACCGCCAGUCCAGCUCACCAUCAAGCCCCACCUGCGCCUCAGCCAGCGCCACCGACUUCGCUGGUUGCCAAUUUUGUGCCAACGACAAACGGAAGCGCAGUCACUCUCACCUUCAACAAUCAACUGACGAAUCAGGUGCAGAGACUCGUUAGGGAACACCGCACAGCACCAUCGGGAUAUGACAAUCUGUAUCAAAUAUACACAAAUACCAGUCGGAGAGCGACGCAGUACAGUGGUUCGUCCAACGGUUCGAACAGUGGUCGUGGCGCAGUGCAUGAUUUCCCACACCAAUUGGUACCUGGGAUUCUUUGCCCACCGCCGGGCUACCAGCCGAUGCCCAGUCCGGCAAAACAUGUUGUUGUUGCACAGGUCAGUGUCGAAAUGCCACCUCAAGCUCAGCAAGCUCCCCUACAAAUCCAGCCGUCCAUUAUAUCUCAACAAGCUGUCGCAGCUGCUGCUGCGGCAGCGCAACAACAAUACGCUGCGGUUCCAGUCUCCAUGGUGGAAAGUGGCAGACAAAUGUUACUCACGAGAACUAAAUUUAACAUCCUCCCGUGUGUACAUAAGUAUCCCAUGGUUGGGUUACAGAACGCGGUACAAACGUCGUGGCCAGGUGGUAGUCGACAAAUGGCUGCCAUUGUACCUUCCUGGCAACAAUUACCACCUCAACAUGCCGCCAUACAACAACCCCUGCUUAGCGACGCGGGGGAGUGGGGCAGACCACUUAUCGUCGACAGUUCAGCCAUACUGCAGGAUCAGAGGCCCGUGUUCCCGGUAACUGAAGUUUACAACACGAGCGCACUUGUCGAACACCCGUCACAAAGCUGGGGUAAACGAAGCGUGACAAAACAUCACCAGCACCACUUGACUGUGCCGCAACAGCCGCAGCACAGACAUGAACACAAGAAGGAAACUCAGCAGUUGAGUCCCGUUAAGAAGAGAGUCAAAGAAAGUACGCCGCCCAGCAAUAUGAGGCGUCAUUCUCCUGCGAAUGGUCACUGGCAGCAACAGACCAAUCAGUCUCAUCAUCACACCGGCAGCAACACCAGUAGCAAUAAACACGGAAGUAACAAUCAUGCUGGUGAACAUCAACAGGUUACAACUGUUAGGCAGCAGACUAUAACCAUACAUGAUACACCUUCGCCAGCUGUUUCCGUCAUCACCAUAAGCGACAGCGAAGACGAAAGUCCCAGCAAAUGCUGCGGAGACCGUCAAUGUGGGGCUUGCCAAGGUUUGGCUCCUCGCUUGUCUGGCGAUGGAAGGCCUGUUCGCGAGGAUGUUAUUCGAAGCACGCAGUCUACGCCUCGUGUUGUACAGACCUCGCACCAGACUCAUUCGAGCAGUCAGACGCAUACAAACGGUCACAGUGGUUCGCACAGCUCUUCUCAAAGGGCGCAGCGUAAGAAUGUCAUCAGCUGCGUUACGGUGGGUGACAGUGAUGGGGAGGCAAGUCCAGGUCGAGUUCAUGCUCACUUGUAUCAGCAGGUCCCUCAACAUCAGCAUCAGCAGCCUGCUCAACACAUAAAGCACGAACCACAGCCUCAGCAUCAUGUCAGUUCUGGCUACUCUUCGCAAUCCCAGAAAAAACGACUACUGGCCAAAGUUCAGUCAGAAUGCAACAUGAUCAACGUCGCCACCAAGCCCGAACCUGGCGUCGAAUAUCUAGCUCCACAUCCGUGCCACGCGCCUGCCUGCAAAGAACCUCCAACUUAUCAGGAUGACGCCUAUGACAUGCAUGACUACUUCUUGCAGUAUGUGACUACUAGCAGCGCUCAUCCCCACCUUCAGGAACAACAUAUAGUCUACACAACGGGUGCCGACAAGCGCGUAUCUUGGCCUGGUAAACGAACUGAAUACAAACACGAGUACGUUCAACCACCGGCUGCGCAUUCGAGGGAUCAUCAAAAAUGGGCGGUAGCAAAUCCCGUUCAUCAGUACAGGCAGACCCAAGUGGUGGGUUCGGCGGCUCAUCACGGCCACCACGGUCAUCCGGCUCAUCUAAGCCCAGGAGGUGGAGGAGGUGGGGGUAGGAGCCCGGCUGCUGGCCCGGUAGUUGGGGGUGCCCAACACCUGGGUCAGCCUCUGUAUCAGGAAUAUGCCCACGUACGAUCACGGGGACAUCCUGUGGCGCCCCCACCUGCGGUUUAUGUUACCGCAGCUCCUUCUCAGGCACCGAGCGCCAUUCAGCAACAGCAAGUGCCCACCUACCAGGGAUUCACACCCGGGUGGGUACCUAGACGUCUAGUAGAUGCAUGCAUCUCGUCACCAUUAACGUUGUAUGAUUCUAGUCGAGCAUUACCGCCACCUGCUCAUCACAGUUCAGCCAGACCGCUACUGGCUAGUCAUGCGGCGCAUCCGCUUCCUGCUCAUAUGCAGCCGACGGCUGUUUACGGAUUGGCGCCGCUAUCGCCAGCUAAGCAUCAAUACCAGACUUCUGGCUUGUGGUUUACCGAAUAAUUGUUUAUAUCAAUAAAAGCGACAGCUUUUCAUUGGAUUACUAAAUAUAAGUUAUCACACGGCGUUGAGGCGCUCCGAGACGUUAAGUCAACUCGUAUGUUUUUCAAACGAAAAUGAAAGGCAGGAAAAUUGACAAACGAAAAAAAAAAUACACUACGAGAGAAAAUAAACUCAAAAUUCGUAACAAUGUUACCAUGUUUUGUAAAAUUCUGCCUCAUGUCUACAAUGUAUAAUCGAUAUAUCGAUCAUUUCGCAAGUAGGGGUUUUAAGUAAGCGUGCGUGUGUGUGUGUGUGUGUGUGUGCGUGUGAAAUAAUAAUAACAAUUUAAUUUAUUAUUAUUAUUAUUAUAAUUAUUGUCUGCAGUGUAGAAUAUGAAAUAAUGGGUUACGAUACUAAAAUAAAAGAAAGGUGGAUAAACUACACUUUCGCGAAAUGAUCAGAAUUAGUCAAACACAAACAGAGGAGAGUCUCGUUCGUUUAUUUUUAAUCGGUAGUCAAGUUAAUGCAUUAGUGCUAACUUAAGUGCAGAUGAUUUCUUAUUAGCAGUUUAAUUGUAAAUAGUGUGAGAGAUAAUGAGAAAGAGAGAGCAAGAAAGUGAGCGCGAGAGUGAGCGUGAGAGUGAGAGUGAGAGUGAGAGUGAAAGGGAGAGAGAAUAAAAUCAGGUGUUACUCCAAAUGAGAGUAAAUACGGUUUAUUCAAAAAUUAUAUAAUAGUUCAAAUUUAGAAGCGAUGAUGAUGCUGAUCAUUAAUGACGAAGGAAAACGAUCGAAUAAAGAAGUGAAAAUAAACAUCAAGAAGAUAAGUCUGAAACUAAGUGUAUAUGUAAACCAAUAUGUAAAAGGACCGGUAUCGAGGGAGCAACAAUCCGUCGGAAAAUCAAGACGUUACGGAUUAUCGAAAGAGCUAAAAAAAAAACAUAUAUAUAAUAUUGUUAGUCGUUUGAAAAAACUAUGUAGGAUUUAAGAAAUGGCUGGGGUUAGUUUCAUAAAUAAUAAAUGUGGAAGAGGAGCUAUGCAAAUGUAAAUAUUUCUAACGAUAUAUAUGUGUAUAUAUAUACACACAUAUAGUCCUCAAUACCAAAUUACGAACUGGAAUUUAUUUGUAGAUAUAGGCCACGUCAAAAAACUAUCAGGCUGCUUUUUUAAGGAACAAAUUAACGAAAACUUAAACGCUGCUUGCUGUGAAAGCCGAACAUUAAUGGGACUUAAUUUAGGGGAAGAAAUGUUUCAAACUAUUAUCUAAGAAACGGAAAAAAAAAAUUGAAAUAAAACUGCUUAGUAUGUGAAGCAAAAUAGAGUUAAUGGAUUGUAACCAUUAUCGUGGCCAUUCUUUAAUCAAAUUUUUAAAUUCCGUUUACACUAAUUGGCGCAUAAGCAAGGUUUCUGUCAUUGCUUUUUUUUUUACCGUUACCUCCAAAAAUUCUUAGCAAGCGCAGUGUGUAAUAGAUAUUUAUUGGGUGGGUGGGAUUGCAUUUCUUAUGGUAUAUAUUUCGAGUAUCAUAAACACCUGAAAAUAUUAUUUUAACAGUUGUUAGCAACAACAAUAACUAUAAGAAAAGACGUAAACUGAAAA